AUGUAUUUACAGAUUAAUCCACAGCACCACACUGUGGAUUUUGCCCUCUUUAUUCAAAAUACAGCGGGCUCGGGAAGAGCAGCGAGCCUGGACCCCGCGCGGAGGGCCCCAGGCCUCAGGCUCCCGCCCGGCCUCAGCUUCAAGAAGAGGGCCUCGCGCGCCCACCCGCCUCCCGUCGCCCGGAAGGAGCCGCACUCACCGAGGAGCAAGCCCAGCAAACACCGACAUAGCACGGCUGCCAGCGGCCCCCGCCAGCCCAGGAGCAGCGCUUCGGAGGGGAGAGCAGCCCGGCGCACUGGGCCCAGCGCUGCCGGCGCCCCCCACCCACCAGCACCCACGCUGACGCGCAGUGACGUCACCGCGCCCGGCCGGGGCCCUGCGUCCCCGCCGCGCGAGGGCGCCCGGGAGUCUGCGGCCAGGGGACGCGGGGAGAAGGGGGACGGUUCCCAUCAGACGGGGACUUGGCGAACCGAGGCGAAGAGUUUGACCCUUGGACAACCCUGCGGAAACGCCCCUGCGCGGAUGGUUUCGCUCUUCUCCCCCGGCGCCACCUCCGCGCUGCAGUCCAGCCCCGGGCAGAAUUCCUGCGGUGUGACCGCGCGCUGUGGACGACUGCGGCUGCGGAUGCAGUCCGCCUGGUGGCAUUUUCCCUUCAAUUAAGUAAAGAGUUGUAACAGUUUUUAAACAAUUGUAACCCUUUUUCCUUAAGAGUGCAGCUGCUUAACAACAUUCAGUUGGCGUGGAAAUGAAAACGAAGUGUUGGAAAGUAGAACAGCAUCAAAAGAUUAAUUUUUGAAGGCUUGAUUUUAUAAUCUUUUGGACAAAUCUGUUUUAUAAUCACCAAAGAAUCUCGUACUUUUAAACUUUUGUUAGUUUUUAAACUUCCUUUUGUGUUCUGGAGACAUAGGCACUAACAAAAAAGUGUCCUUACUUCAAAAGUUCGUCGCUGGCAACGUGAAUGGUAUUUCAAGCCAGGUUUCACUCCCAGUUUUUUCUGAAUGUGACUAAAAUGGAAUGUAUACACUCAUAUGUGUGCAUAUGUGUAAAAUCGUACUUGAACCACAAAGGAUCCCAAUUAUCAAUGAAAUUUUUAAAUGGUUUAACUGUUACUAAAAAUCUUGGUUUUACUGGGCUUGGACGUUGUCUCAACCUUCUCCAAUAGUUCUGUGAACAUGAUAAUACGCAGUAAAUGUUACAUUGCAGCGAACAAAUUUUUUAAUUCAUGUUCUGUUGAAGAUACUCUUUGUCAAUGAAAUCGGAUGCUUUCUUUUCUCAGGGGAACUCCAGGGGGGCAAACUUUUUUAAAAACUUCCAAAAAACAAGCCACUUAAUUAGGCAGCCAGGGGAAUUCCAAGACCCUGAACCAUUUCCCAUUUCCUGUCCCUGUCAUUUCUGCCUGCCAGUCAGUCACAGAACAGGAGGUCUUCUGUUCCAAGUUAAUAGUAAAAAAAAAGUAUUUGUAACAGUCUGUGUGAUACAGAGAAAAAUGCCAUGACUCCCAGUGACUAAAAACUUCCAAAUAUGCACAUGACUUUUGGUAGUCGUUCAGUAUUUAGUUGAAGCCACUGUUUCUCGGAAAGUUACAGAACGUUCCUUAUAUAUGUGGGAAAAUAUAAAUAGCAAGAAUUGUUCAUUUUGAAGUCAAGAUUCUCUUUUUCAGUUAUGUCCAACCAAAAAAGUAAGAUAAUGAAUAUACUUCAGUAUAAGGAAAAUUGUGGAUUUCAAAAACUCAAAAGCCUAUUUUCCCCCGGAAGUAUGUAAUAAUAUUCAGGUAUAAUAAAUACUACUGUAUUACUUUAAAUGUUUAUGACUUUGUGGUAUAGUAUUAAAUGUAUUCAGUUA
Molecule: messenger RNA, 1842 nt
Organism: Manis javanica (Malayan pangolin)
Lineage: Eukaryota; Metazoa; Chordata; Mammalia; Pholidota; Manidae
Source: RefSeq, a predicted model, not a curated record